Molecule: messenger RNA, 2375 nt
Organism: Ceutorhynchus assimilis (cabbage seed weevil)
Lineage: Eukaryota; Metazoa; Arthropoda; Insecta; Coleoptera; Curculionidae
Source: the annotation of a GenBank genome assembly
UGUUCAGUAAACAAAAUUUAAAAAGUAGUAAAUAAAAACACAAAUAAAAUCAAAUUCAAUAAUAAUUGAAGUUUUAAUGGUGUAGCAAAAAUGAGGCCCAAACCCCACAAGAGAAAUGGACAGUUGCAAGGACUGGCUCUAGAAUUUUUGAAGAAAUUCGAUGUCGAUUUGGACAAGAUCAGAGAGGAAGUCGAUAUUCGCAGAUUCGAAAUGAUAGAUUACGAGGAAAAAGUUAAAUUCUCGGUUUUCGGCGAGAAAGAGUCGAUUUGCUACGAAACCGAUUUUGUCAUUUACAAUAUCAAUUUUCAAGCAAAACUACUCACUUUUGAAUAUGCAGCGAAAUCUGAACUUCUCAAACUAGAAAUAGACUGCAAAACUUCCAGCAUAACUAAAGAAAUACAGUAUUGCUGCAACUCUUUGCAAAGGCGCAGAAAUCUAAAUUUAAUGUUUUUAACGCUCAUAUCUUUUGCGAGAUAUUUAGAGGCGCGUCGAUUGAUUAUCAAUUUACUUUUAAAAAAGAACAAAAAUGUUACUAUUGAAGACAACAAAGAUGGUGGUAAAAUUGUAGUUUAUUCAGACACAAAGAGGAAUAUUAAAGUAGGAGUAUUUUGGAGUUUGGAAUACAAUUCUGAUUAUCAAAUCAGCGACAAGGUGGAAGUUUACUAUAAAUCUGCUGAACUUCCCAGCGUAGAAGACAUUAAAAAUCAAUUAUCGCAUUUAACAGAGCCGCACUUAGAAUUCAUAGAAAAAUACCACUUGUGGAAGAAAAUAUUAGAUUCUUUGUCAUUUGAUCCUUCAAUUAUUGUUGUGGAUAAUGACAAUUGUGUAGAUAGAUUCACAGGAAAGCACAACGGAGUAACAAGUACUGAUUCAAAUGGGGUUUCAGUAAUUCGCUAUCCAAAUUUAAUACCAAAAAGGGAAGUCAAGAUUCAAGAUUCUGAUGAAGAACUAAUUGACGAUUCGUUUAGUGACUUGGCAAUUAAUCACAAAGUGCAGGAAAAUAUUGCUUCGACAACUACAAAUGAUCAAGUGAUCUAUUUAGAUUCUCCAAUGUGUUCCAAUGAGCAGAAUAGUUUAACGAAAGCAACAAAAAACGAGGUGAUUAUUGAAUUGCCAUCAGACACAGAGGAUAAUGAUGUUAAUUCAAAUUUGAAAAAGACUAAUAGUAGUGAUAGUGAAGUACCUUCUAAGAGGUUGAAGAUGAGUGAUGAUGAUGAUUUGGAAUUUACUGGAAUAACUUAUUUGAUACCAGAUUAAAAAAGUUUUGAUUGAAAAAUUGUUUUUGUGCCAGGAGGAAAAAAAAAAAAAAAAACAUUAAACCACGAUUUAUCAUGAUCUUUAAUUAUUUUAAUAACAAAAAUAACAGAAUAUAUUAAUCGCCUACAAGGCAUAAAUAAAGCUGCCUUCUAAAAGCUGCUAUAAUACUUAAAAUUACAUAUGAUAAUAAAAAAAAAAAUUCUGCCACCAAUUUUUUAGUGUGGGUAUAUAAAAGCAAUUAAAAAUAUGCAUCCAAUUUGAUGUCUUUAGGGCUUGAAGUUGGACUGUGCCUCUCAACCACUUGUCCCUCUUUGUCAACGACAAAUUUUGUAAAGUUCCACUUGAUGAAGCUGCCCAAAGUACCACCUUGUUUCGAUUUCAAGUAAACCCAUAAAGGAUGGGCAUCUGCACCGUUCACAUUAACCUGAAAACAAGUCAAACUUAACAUUCUUUUUAGAAACAAACUCACAAAUCUGAUCGUUGCUGCCAGAUUCUUGGUGUCCAAACUGAUUGCAAGGAAAUGCUGUUAAUAAACAAAAACUUAACACUCAAGCUUGUACGGUUUAAACAAAUUCUCACCUAAAAUCUUCAGGCCCUUAUCUUCGUACUUUGUGUAAAGCUCGUUCAAGUCUGCAUAGUUGGAAUUGGUCAAGCCGCAAGCCGAAGCAACGUUCACGAUGAUACAAACGUGUCCACGAUAUUUCUCGAGAGACACAUCGUUGCCUUUAAUAUCUUUGACGGUGAACUCGUAGAUGCUUUUAGCUGCUUUCGGAUUUUCCGGAUUCGACAUGGCGAAGCUGAAAUCUAUCUACCUUUUUUAUUAAACUGUGUUAUUACCGAGUACCUAAUGACUAAUCAAUAAAAACAAAUUUAUUAUUUAUAGUAAUUGUGUUGUUGUGACUUGGGAGUGAACUUUGGACCUUGAAUUAUUUGAAUAGAUACCUGACUCUGUUGAGAACAAUACGGGAUGUAAAAUAAGAAUAAUUUUUUACGCACACAGGUUUUUAGCUGUUGGAAUUAUGGAGGAUAUUAUAUAGCAAUAGAUGGGUGAAAACUUGUGAAAAUAGAAAAGAAUCAAAAAUUUGUUUGAUUAAAUUUUAAAUUUGACAAUUUUGACA